Messenger RNA from Staurois parvus, 351 nucleotides. The record is from the annotation of a GenBank genome assembly. NCBI's taxonomy places the organism in Eukaryota, Metazoa, Chordata, Amphibia, Anura, Ranidae.
CCGAUUGCUUCUACAAACAUUUGUGAAAGAAUGGGUCGCUCUCAGGAGCUCAGUGAAUUCAAGCGUGGUACGGUGAUAGGUUGCCACCUGUGCAAUAAGUCCAUCCAUGAAAUUUCCUUGCUACUAAAUAUUCCACGGUCAACUGUUAGUGGUAUUAUAACAAAGUGGAAGCAACUGGGAACAACAGCUACUUAGCUGCGAAGUGAGCGGGGUCAGCGCAUGCUCAAGUGCACAGUGCAUAGAAGUCACUGACUGUCUGCAGAGUCAAUAGCUAAAAAUCUCCAAACUUCAUGUGGCCUUGAGAUUAGCACAACAGUGUGUAGAGAGCUUCAUGGAAUGGGUUUCCAUGGC